Molecule: messenger RNA, 627 nt
Organism: Populus trichocarpa (black cottonwood)
Lineage: Eukaryota; Viridiplantae; Streptophyta; Magnoliopsida; Malpighiales; Salicaceae
Exons: 3
Coding region: 93-518 (141 amino acids)
Source: RefSeq, a predicted model, not a curated record
CAUACAUAUAGCAGUAAGCAGUGUCUUUGGACAACAAUCAUGUAACGAAUCUUGGCCAAGGAUUUUGUUUGUUUCCCGCGAAAGUUUUUGCAAUGGCGAUCACUGAAGAACCAAUUCUCUCUAGGUUGGACCGUUUAGACAACAUGAUGAGGGAGCUAGCGGAGCUUGGAGGCUGCAACAGGCCUCCAAAGAGCUCAUCUCCAUGCACCCCAUCAAGUGGGACCCUUGCAGGUGAAGGCAAAGUCUCAUUCGUUGAUCUUUCCCCAGAGAGCUUAGAGAAGCACUGCCGUCCGAUCAGCAAUGUCAUGAUGGAGACUGAAGUAAAGGGCACCCUCGUUGAGAGACUUGACCAUUUAGAGGAACGUGUACUGAAGCUUUGUGUGCAGCUAGAGGGUGGAUUAGAGGCUGACAAGCACAGGGAAGAAGGGAGGACAGAGAAAAGGAAGCACAAGAAGGGGUUGAAGGGGCUUGUUGAGAAAAUAGUCAAAGGAAAUAAAAAGCACAGGGACAUGGAGUGAAGCGCAAGCUCUUCUUUUUCUUGUUUCUUUUCAAUUUCAGAGCUUGUUACAGCUUCAAUGUGUUUUCUCUCCUGUACGUGUACGUGAGGUUCUCAGUUUUGAUUGUGAA